UUAGUAUUUGUCGAGUUCAUCAUCGGAAGCAAUUAAAGUUCAAAUGCUGUGGGUAUAAUGUAGUGUGGCUGGCAUUUAAUUUUCAUAGUUCUCAUUUUACUGGUAUUACGUCCGGUUUAGUUUCUAUUGAGUAUUAUUUCGUUUUAAAUUUUUUUAGAAUAAUGAAUUCUGUCAAUUUAUGGACGGUAUUUUUAAUUUUUAUCUUCGAUUUAAGCAAAUGUUUUUGUGAAUGGACACGAUCAGAUGACAUAACUGCGAAUAAAGUUCAUUGUAAUAGUACGGUGCUUGUUCAUAAAGUACACUUCGUUUGGACAAUUACGAAUAUGGAUUUUCUCAAAGUCGGCGGAGAAAAUGUAGUAGAUUCGCCUAAAUUCUCUUCUCCAACAAAUCCUAAAAUCAAAUGGUUGCUACGAUUUACACCUCGCCCCAAAGAUUUCGAUUUGCAAUUGCAUAUGGUUUCGGAAUGCGAAGAAAAAACAGUAUUGGCCAAAGCCAGAGUUGCCAUGCUAGAUGACGAUGGCAACGUUAUAUGCUGCGGUGAAAAAGAAUUGGGUCCUUUCCAAGAUUCACUCACGACCGACUUUCGCAAAGGUUGGAUAUGUAUUCACAGGAAAAUUCGCAAGAUGAAUUUGCUCUGCAAUGUAUUAAAAAUCCAGUGUAAUAUCACGUUUUCGGAACCCAAUGCCACGUUGGUGAAACACGAACACAAUGCACUUUUCGAUCAAUUCAACGCGCCCUCUGAACUCAAAAGAGACUUGGGGUACUUAUUGAAAAAUUAUACUUACUCGGAUGUGGUAGUUUUGGUGAACGAUAAAUCCUUCCCUGCUCAUAAGGCUAUUUUAGCUGUUCGUAGUAACAUUCUCGCCGGCAUGUUGCAAGCUACUGAGAGAACUCCCGAACACAAACAUCGCAUUAUUAUUCGAGAUCUGAAAGAAGAAGUUGUUAACGAAAUGUUAAGAUAUAUUUAUGUCGGAGAAUGCCAAAACUUGGAAAGGCUAGCCAAGGAGUUAUUAGUCGCCGCGUGUAAAUACGAGUUGGAAGGCUUGAAGAGAAUUUGCGUGCAGGCUUUGUCUCAAGCUUUGACUGUCGACAAUGUUUCGGAGAUAUUGAUAUUCGCCGAUAAUUGGAACGUAGCUGAAUUGAAAGCUAAAACCGUCAGAUUUGUCGCUUCCAGAUAUACCGAAAUAUCGAAUACAGAUGGUUGGAAAACUGUUAUAAACUCGAGUCCUCAUUUAGUGCACGAAGUAUGUCAAGAAAUCGCCACCAAUCAAAAUUCGUCAUGAAAUCAGUGUUAAUCACCGAGUAAUAUUUAUUUAUAUCAUUUUUCAAGUUUGUCUUUGUCAUGUUUCAACAUCUCCUUCCCCCCUCUUCCACCCUUCCCAUUGCAAAGUGGCUGGCAUUUUUAUGUCUUGAAAAAUGCGAAACAUGCGUUGGUAAUAUGUUGUGAAAAUGGCCAGAAUAUUUUUCUAAAAGACAUUCGUUGUGGGUACAUAUCAAAAUUCAGAUUCUUUUUUCGCAGAACUCAAGGACAGUUUUGAAGUAAUAGGAGAUUUUUUUAAAAGAAAAGAAAUAAAUAUCCCACUUUAUCUAGGUACUUUUAAAGACAUAAAAAUCCUAGCCUCGAAAAUGAAUCAGUUGAGCGAAAUUUUAAUUUGAUGUAUCUUUUUGGUAAUGUAUGGAGAUGAAUUAAUUUUCUAUUUGCAGUAUUUGGCCAUUUGCUAUAGCAAUGCAAUUGAAUUUUUAUGAUGUGUCCUUGCACCGUAUAGCGAUAACAUACCCAAUGUAUAGUUUUUAGUAGGCUACCUGUGAAUUGGCGUAAAUAUGUGUACAUAAGUGUACUUUAUUGCUUAUUUGUUGAUGUACCUAUUUAAGCACAUAAAAUCAUAAGUUCCCUAUGUAUAUAGGUAAUGUACAUACUCUCAUUUAAUAGAUAAGUAAUUUUUGUGCUUUUUUCAUUUAUAAGAUUUUCGUUAUCAUUCAAGAAUUCGACUCGAAUAUUUCUACCUACCUCAUCUUUGAAGACCUAGUUUAUCAAUUGGUUAUUUAAUUUUCCAAGCUUGGUCAGUUUUUUCUCAUUUUCUGACCUUCUAAAUACGUCAUUAUUUGUAAGUUGUAUUAUACGUAUACUUGUAAUUUUGCGUGUGUUUUUUUAUGAAUAUAUUUUUGAUGACUGGCGGGUACUUAA
Molecule: messenger RNA, 2185 nt
Organism: Planococcus citri (citrus mealybug)
Lineage: Eukaryota; Metazoa; Arthropoda; Insecta; Hemiptera; Pseudococcidae
Product: speckle-type POZ protein B-like
Exons: 2
Coding region: 162-1283 (373 amino acids)
Biological process (GO): regulation of proteolysis; proteasome-mediated ubiquitin-dependent protein catabolic process
Cellular component (GO): nucleus; cytoplasm
Molecular function (GO): ubiquitin protein ligase binding
Source: RefSeq, a predicted model, not a curated record